AUGGGGAUGCACCGAAACAAUAAUGAGAACGCACCUCCGGGAUACGAGGAGGAUGCCGAGGACAGCCGACUUGUCAGGAACGCGAGCGUGGGGAAGAGGGCCAAGCCUACGUUGGUAGCGGCGACGAGUCCACGCGUUGGGAAUGGAGGAGGAUGGGCUGGCGAGAACCAAGGAACGGGUCCCGGUCCGACGACUCCUGGUACGCCCUACCGAGACCCUUUCGCUACAGGGACGGGUUAUAUCGAGCACUCCAGCUCGUCAAGUGCCAAGACUCCACAGAUUGGUUCCGCCAUCACGACAGAUGCGAUUUUGGAUGCGUAUGAUAAUGCCAGCUCAUAUGACCAGACUUCGUCGUCGAACGAGAGGAUGCCUGGAGGAGGAGGACGAACGUACAGUCGGUUUUCGGCCAUUAGGAGACCGCCCAAUCUCGACAUGGAUGCCGUCCGCAAAGCCCAGGCCAGGGGAAGUUUGACGAGUCUUUCGGAGCUGAUACGGCGAGCGACUCGGCUGGAACAGAGUUUGGAAAACGGCAAGAGACCUGCGAGUAGGAUCGAGGAGCAGCUGUAUGAUGAGUUUGGGUCCGAGAAGGAGAUCUCUGUAGAAAACGAAAAACACCAAUCCGGCUUCUCGGACAUGCUCGCCGCCUUCCCACCUCCCGCUCACCCGCAAAUCCCACCCCGCCGCUUCCGCGAUAGUCUUCGAGACCAAAUCCAAUCAUGGCCUCUAGCAGCUCUCAACCGCUCACCCAACAACAACUCCCGCGGCGACGGCAGCGACGGACCGCCCAGCGAUGGCAGCAACGGCUCCCAUAAAAAGCCCGGGCGACGGAUCUGCCGCCUGCCCGUCUGGGGCUUCAUCCUCCUCCUCACCGCCAUCGUCCUCCUGACAGUCGCAGCCGUGGUCAUCCCGCUCGAAUUCCUAGUGCUCCAAAAACACAAGGGCGCCGGCUCCGCCCAGCAACAGCUGCAGCAAUGCCAGCAGCAAGUGACCUGCGAAAACGGCGGGACGAACAUCGUCUCCCAAGGGUUCUGCUCCUGUAUUUGCCGAAACGGAUUCACGGGCUUCAACUGCAACGCCAUCGACACGUCCGGAUGCAGCGCCAUGACGUGGUCCGGACUGGACGGGGACGCAGCCACUAUUGGAGCAGCCAUCCCGCGGUUGGUGACGUACUCUUACCAAAACUUUUCAAUCCCUCUCGAUGGAAGCGAGAUCGUAGCCAAGUUCAACCGGGAGGGACUGUCAUGUGGAGCGCAGAACGCGCUGGUUACGUUUGACGGCAGAGCACUCAGACAAGGCGAUGCACAGAGUCAGGUGGUUAGUUUGGAUGCUGCUAAUGAUGCUGAUGGGAAUGGAAAUGGGAAUGGGAGUGGGGGCUUGGGUGAUGUAAAUGCGAACGCGGCUAAUGUUAUUGUGGAUGGAGUGGCGAUUACGACGAUUUCGGUGCUGGUUGGACAGUUGACGACCAUCACGCUUGAGGCGCCGUUGCCGGCUACCUCAGUGCCCGUGGCGUCAGUGCCGGCGGCUACGACGAGUGCUGCUGCUGAUGGGGAUGGGAGUGGUGGUGGUGCUGCAGGAGGAGGAGGAGGAUCAGGGAGUGGCGAGACUGCUGGUUCUGGUAGUGGUAAUGGAGGGGCUGGUGCUACUGCUACGGCUACUGCGGGAAGUGGGAGUGGAAGCGGCUCUGGGUCAGGUUCUGGUAGCGGUUCGGGCAGUGGGAGUGGUUCGGGCUCCGGCUCCGGCUCAGGAAGCGGAAGCGGCAGCGGUUCUGGCUCAGGCUCCGGCUCUGGUUCCGGUGACGGCACCGGCUUCACAACCAUAACCACAACCGGCACCGGCUCGGCGAGCUCCACACGAACCAUCGCGACCACUCUGACCAUGGCCUCCCAAGCUCCCGGUUCCAGCCAGACCUUUUUUGUCACCGAAGAGAUCCUCGACUUCGCUAGGGUCGCGGUCCUCUACAUCCUGCAGGAGGAAGACCUGGCCAGAGCCGAGGAAGCGCAGACGGCGAUCCAAAAGGUGUUUUCCCAAGUCAGCGCGGCGAUCCUGAACGAUGGGAGUAACCCCGUCAGUCGGGACACGGCGCGGAACGUUACCGUGGGGAAUGGCAAUACGAUCGACUUUGUGGACUUUACGGUUGAUGUUGGGGAGGGAAAGCUGGUGGGGGGUGAGUCGCAUCCUGCUACGAGACUGAGGUUACGACGGGCGGCUGUAGAGGGUAUUGGAAGUGGGAUGUUGGGGUGGUUUUGUUUGACAUGA
Molecule: messenger RNA, 2256 nt
Organism: Sordaria macrospora k-hell
Lineage: Eukaryota; Fungi; Ascomycota; Sordariomycetes; Sordariales; Sordariaceae
Source: RefSeq, a predicted model, not a curated record